UGUUUUAAUUUGGCGGAGACUGAAUAGUUUAUUAUGCGACAUGCUAAGUGGUUUAGAAUGUUUAAUAACAUGUUAAUAAGGUAACUGCAGUUUACUUAAUUUCAAGAACUGGAUAAUUAUCUAAAACGACAGAAUAUGAAUCAACAUCUCCUUCAGUUUGGAAUAAUAUACAUGAUGUUCGUCUUCUCGCUGGUCUUGCUCGUUCCUUUUUCUGUGCAGGUAAAAGCGCAACAUAUGACUGAGUGCGACAUGUAUCACCACUGCCUGACUUGCAUGGGCGUUUCUUACAACUGUUCCACGUGCUCCAAGGGUUACUUCUUGAGGGAAUUCGGGGACUUUUAUACUUGUACAAAGUGUCCGUCACAAUGUUUAGAAUGUGAAAGUCUUUCGUCCUGUUCCGCUUGCAAAAUAUGGAAUCAUUAUGGAAAAGACUGCAAGAGUGUUUGCAGCAAAGGGUGUCUCAACUCGACUUGCGACCAGUCAUCGGGCACGUGUCUUUGCAAAGAUAAUUAUGAGGGUGGACACUGUGACUACUGCGCAAAAGGAAAAUAUGGAUACGAGUGUACGAUGGAAUGCCCAGCUAAUUGCGUCACAUGUCAUUCUGAUAAAAACUGCACAGAAUGCAAAAACGGUUAUCACGGGGAUGCAUGCAAGUCCAAAUGCCCUGCAGGUUGUGUCUCGUGCUCUUCGGGAACGUCAUGUGAUCAAUGUAAAGAUGGAUUCUGGGGUGACACGUGCCAGCAUAAUUGCUCUCGUGAAUGUUCAGGAGGCAUCUGCCUGAAAAAGACUGGGGUUUGUAAGGACAAGAAAUGCAGGUGCGACAGAUGCUCUUCCGGUAGACACGGGGGGAACUGCAACAUGGACAAGAAAGCGUUACGAGAAAAUUCAUCAGCGAAAACAAUACAGUUUCAAGUAUGUCUACUGGUAGUUGCUGUGCUGUUCUGCUCUGUUGACGUUACGGGGACGAUGUAUAAAAUGAUGUGAAACACGUGUCAGAGGCAGUACUCAUCUGGCAAAGAACAGUUUGAAUACUAGUCCUAGGGAAAGAUAUGACGCUCAAAGAAAAAAAAAACAUGACUGCAAAUGUAUUUGAAAGGCCUCCUUGGCUGCUGAAAGGAAACUAUUGAAUAUUUCAAGUGUAAAAUGCGUCAUUCUUUUUGGAAAAUAAAAUGUGCAUAAUAUACAUAGAAUACAAAUGGAUAAAGCAGUGUGAAUUGUUAAUGUUGUUGCGAUUAGUAAGCCAGUAUCAAAUUUACUACUUAUAUCUAUCCUG
Mercenaria mercenaria is the source of this 1273-nucleotide messenger RNA. Its product is annotated as multiple epidermal growth factor-like domains protein 10. The coding region runs from base 136 to 984 and encodes 282 amino acids. The record is from RefSeq and is a predicted model, not a curated record. The transcript is spliced from 4 exons. Lineage: Eukaryota; Metazoa; Mollusca; Bivalvia; Venerida; Veneridae.